Molecule: messenger RNA, 699 nt
Organism: Miniopterus natalensis
Lineage: Eukaryota; Metazoa; Chordata; Mammalia; Chiroptera; Miniopteridae
Source: RefSeq, a predicted model, not a curated record
AUGAACUCAUCCUCCACACUAGACCUGUCCGAUCCAAACUUCUCCUGGGAAGAAGACAGAAGGUUCAUCCUACGGGGCUGGUCCCUCGUCUUCAGCAUCCUCGCGACCCUGAUGCUGCUCAGCGUGGUGGAUGGGCGUAUGGCCUUCCUGGUGGGUUCCUACAAUGGCUACGUGGGCUUCUGGACUAACUGCAAGAAAUACAAGUGCGCCAACCUGGGCGAAGUUACAGUUCUCAUCCACAUGAGCAUGGGCUUCACGACGCUGGCCCUGGCCCUGAGUUUCAUCCUUCUGGCCAGCAUGGGCCUCUCCUUCCAGCCAGUCUUCCGCCGCCUCAACAAGCUUGACCUUGCCUUCAGUUUCCUCAGCUGCAGCAUUGGGCUCCUGACUGUCCUCAGCAUGACGCUCUUCGCGGUUAACUGCCAGGCGCUGAAGCCGAAGCCGCUCAUAUCCUACCUGCUUACCACCUACCUCUCCGGGGGCGGCGGCCUGAUGAUGCUGUGGGNGGGGAGUGCCUCCUCCGCAGGCGCCCUGAACUACUUAAACCACUUGGGCUUGUGGAGCCAGGGGUCGUCGGUCUCCUGGGACCGGCGGGUGAGCUAUCGCCGGUGGGUCAGACAGCAGUCCGUCGCAGACCCCAAGCUAGCCCUGGGCCGGGCCAAAUCUUCCCGGUUCCAGGGGACCCCCUCCAAGCCUCUCUGA